CCCCACUCUUCCGCCCUGUAGAGGGAGGAGCGGACAGAGCAGGCGGCCUGGGGUCCAAUGCAGAAAACCUGCAAGUCUGUCUGUCCCCAACUUGUUAGAGUCUCGGUCUCCUUGCCUGCGAGCAGGUCCUUAGGAGAAGCUGACUGAUACCUGGGUCCUGUUAAAACAUGCAUCUUAAAACAUAAUGGGUGAAGACGAACUGGCACUCGUAGAUAAGACCAUAAAUGAAUUUGGGGAUAAGUUCAGAAACAGACUCGAUGAUAAUCAUAGUCAAGUGCUGGGACUUAGAGAUGCCUUCAAGGACUCCAUUAGAGCACUUUCAGAAAAGCUGUCUUUGAAAUUAAAGGAAGAAGAAAGAAUGGUUGAGAUGAUUCAGGAAUAUAAAAAUCAGCUCUGUAAGCAGAAUAAGCUCAUUCAAGAAAAGAAAGAUAAUGUGUUAAAGAUGAUUGCUGAAGUAAAAGGCAAAGAGCAAGAGUCGGAAGUGCUGACAGCGCAGAUCCAGGAUCUUAAGGAAGAGUAUGCUAGGAAGAAGGAAACCAUUUCCACUGCUAACAAAGCUAAUGAAGAGAGAUUGAAACAGCUGCAGAAAUCAGCGGAUUUGUAUAGAGAUCGCCUUGGACUAGAAAUUAGAAAGAUUCAUGGUGAUAAGUUGCAGUUUAUAUUUACUAGUAUUGACCCUAAGAAUCCUGAGAGCCCGUAUAUGUUUUCCCUGAGCAUAAAUGAAGCUAAGGAAUAUGUAGUGUCCGACUCUUCACCUCAUCUUGAGUGCCUAGCAGAAUUUCAGGAGAAAGUCAGGAAGACCAACAAUUUUUCAGCCUUUCUUGCCAAUGUUCGGAAAGCUUUUAUAGCUAAGGUUCAUAAUUGAUAGAGGUUUGUUCUUUGUUAUUGUAUAUAUCCUAAAGAAAUUCUCAUCUCUUGCCCCUGUCAUUUUUCUCUAUUUCUGUGUGGUAUUAAAGAAACUAAAAUACAUCAUCCCAAACCAUGCCUCUUUGAUGUUACAUCUGUGAGCUGAAAACAGUUAAGUAACAGUAUAGUUAGAAAAAGAAAAACUUUGUCAUUCCCCAUGUUUGCCAUGGGACCAGCUCUAUACCCACAAAGAAAGAAGUUAGUUGCUUACCACUUCAGAGGAAUUGACAAGCCUUGCUUCAUUAAUUUAUUCCUGUAAAUAUAUUCUUCAUAAUUUCCCGUCUGUGGAAGUCAAAAGGCAAAUCUGCAAUCUAUCUUAUCAUGUUGUAAAAUCCUACUGUUCUCUGUUGAAGAUGCUGUGUAAACCUGACUGGGCCACUGUUUGGAUUUCUCUUCUGUACAGUUGGAGUUCUCCUAUACAGUGUGCUCUGCAUGUGUUAAUAAACUUGCUUGGUUUCUCCCA
Mastomys coucha (southern multimammate mouse) is the source of this 1369-nucleotide messenger RNA. RefSeq names its product SPC25 component of NDC80 kinetochore complex (gene Spc25). Gene Ontology annotation, cellular component: Ndc80 complex. Gene Ontology annotation, biological process: chromosome segregation. The coding region runs from base 185 to 865 and encodes 226 amino acids. The transcript has 7 exons. NCBI's taxonomy places the organism in Eukaryota, Metazoa, Chordata, Mammalia, Rodentia, Muridae. The record is from RefSeq and is a predicted model, not a curated record.